Athalia rosae (coleseed sawfly) is the source of this 1683-nucleotide messenger RNA. Its product is annotated as thymidylate kinase. Gene Ontology annotation, molecular function: dTMP kinase activity; ATP binding. The transcript is spliced from 3 exons. Gene Ontology annotation, biological process: dTTP biosynthetic process; dTDP biosynthetic process; dUDP biosynthetic process. The coding region runs from base 841 to 1491 and encodes 216 amino acids. NCBI's taxonomy places the organism in Eukaryota, Metazoa, Arthropoda, Insecta, Hymenoptera, Athaliidae. Gene Ontology annotation, cellular component: cytoplasm; cytosol; mitochondrion. The record is from RefSeq and is a predicted model, not a curated record.
UACAUACAUACAUGUCUAUAUGCAUGUGUAUUUUAAUAUUGACUUGGAUCUGUGUUAACUAUAAAAAAAAAUGAUUGAUCAUCCUUUUGCUUUCAUGCUCAAAUAAUCGUACAUGCAUACCGCUAAUUACCAAUAUUCAAUCCACGCGCUAAGUGUUAUUAUUACAUUAGCACAAAUAUCGGUUUUGAAAAUACGCUCUAUUUUAACCUUCAGACUUCAUUGAAGUUUGCAACCAGAAAGCAAAAUUCCAUCUACCCUCAAUAGAAUAUACCGUGCGAUUCUGGUGAAACGGGUUGCGAUCAACGCGUGUGUUGAAAUAUUUGAAUUUCCCGGUUUACGAGCAAACCCGAGUCUUGCCGGAGUCAGCGGAGAGUACGCGGAGAAAUUCAAAUAUUUCGAUACAUACGUUGAUCGCAACCCGUUUCACCGAAAUUUCGCUGUAUACAUAUAUCAGUGGCUCUCAACGAUCACACCAGGAUACAUAGGCGUACUAUGAGCAUUUGGAAAUUAUUUGGAAAAUAUAUGCUUAGGCAAUAACCAUAGGAAUACUCUACUGAAAUGUAAAUCCCCGAAAUUCAUUGAGUAGACAUCAAAGAGACCCUAAAAAAGUCACACGACCUCUUGCCUUGAAUAUCCAGUGCUCCAGCGCAUCAGUCAACGGCUCCAGUGCUGAGCCAUUGGUUCACUGUACCAGUUCACUGCUCCAGUUGAUUGAAACGUGAUCGUGAUCAUAACUUGUAAUUAUUUCGCGGGUAUAAAUUUCACUGGUCUAGUUCGUUGCAGCUAGUUUAGUUUUGAAAGGUAUUAUUUUAUCACAACAGUUGCGAUCGACUAAUAAUUAUGACAAGUAAACGAGGCGCGCUGUUGGUACUAGAAGGCUGUGACAGAGCGGGAAAAUCGACACAAGUGAAGAAAUUAGUGGAUGCUCUCAAUUUACUUGGAAUAUCAGCCGAAGCUCGGAGAUUUCCUGACAGAACAACCGUGGUUGGGAAACUUAUAGACCAGUUUCUGUCCCGGAAUGAGGAACUACCAUUUGAGACUGUUCACCUUUUGUUUUCAUCGAACAGAUGGGAGUGCUCCACUGAAAUUAUCAAGACCCUUAAUUCCGGCAUUACUUUGGUUGUUGAUAGGUAUGCGGCAUCUGGAGCUGCAUAUACAGCAGCAACCACAGGAAGAGAUCUGUUUUGGUGCAGAGAACCUGAUCGUGGACUUCCUCAACCAGAUUUAGUUGCUUUACUUGAAGUAGAUACAAAGUCACAGAUGUUACGUAGUGAUUGGGGCAAGGAACGUUUUGAUUGUAAUCAAAUUCAGCAAAAAGUUGCAGCCAAUCUUCGACUAUUGAUGGAUGAGACUUGGGUUGCAAUUGAUGGAAAUGAUGAUCUAGAAAAAAUUCACAACAACCUUGUUACCUUAGCUCUUGCAGCAAUAGACAGAGCUAAAAAUCAACCUGUUAAAAUGCUUUACAGCAAAGAGCCGCUUCCAUUAUACUGAUUGUUUUCACUGAUGUAAUUAAGCCUAUUUUGAUAUUUCAUUAAGGAUCAGCUAUUCUAUGUAAAGAAUGAUUCCGUAAUCUAAACAAAAAACACUUAAAAUUUGUGAUCAGAUUUCAUUCACUGACACAAAUCAUUACUUUAAAUAUACUUAAGCAUACUUUGUAUUUCGAAUAAAACAGGAAUCAGAAUA